AUGCAGGCCUUGCUGCCGCGCGCGUACAACUCACAGCAUGUACAGGUGCUUCUGCAGGGCUUGGUGCUGGUUUGUGUUUGGCUAGAUCUUUGCUGCUCUGCAGGCUCUACCAAGAGGGGCUCUGCUGACGGAGGUGAUCCAUCGCUAAGGGGGGUCGUCGGUACGCUGCGGGCCCUCUUAAGGCAGCACCCUGGAGCCCUUUUGAUGGGCGCGUUGUCUGUGUCUGGCACAGCCAUGCUGUCCUACGGCGGCUAUGCUUGGGGCUGCGUGCAUCUCCAGAAGCACGGCGCUUCGCACACAAGCUUGAUCUUUGCCGGCGCCCUUAGCCGCUCUGUGGCGAUCCUCUUGGCACCCUUCGUAGGUUGGUUGGCAGACACGCGAGGCAGCGGCUACGAUUUGAGCCCCAGUGUGUUCGCCGUUGUCGUGUUCGUCUUCGGGCUUGGCUAUGGCAUCCUGCUGGCGUUUAACUCCAUGGUGCAGCCCUUGCACAUAGUAGAGCUGUUCCCUGUGGCUGUCCGCAAUGUCGGCGUUGGAAUGAGCUACAAUGUUGGCUACUGUCUCUUUGGGGGGUUUGCGCCAGCCAUGUUUGAGGUGUCGUACAAACUGAACCCCGUGCUGCCUGGAGUCUUACUAAGCCUGGCCGGUUGCAUACCAGCACUGGCCAUACUCGCAAGCUUGUGGUUGCAGUCCCGCGGAGUUCUGCGCCUGGCGCACAUUCGGCCAGCUCCAUACUUUGGACGCCACAAACCAUGCAAAGACAGCCAAACUGAUCUUGUCAACCUCUCUUGGACUAUCGGCGCAGCGAGCAAGACAAGCGACUCAGAAAUUCCGAUUGCAGGGGUGGUUGAGUGA
Messenger RNA from Symbiodinium pilosum, 852 nucleotides. NCBI's taxonomy places the organism in Eukaryota, Dinophyceae, Suessiales, Symbiodiniaceae. The record is from the annotation of a GenBank genome assembly.